UUCUGAUACCUAUAGAAGCGGCAAUGUUAGUAAUGUUUUUACAAUCAGCUGAUGAGAGAUUCGCGUUUCCAAGUUUAGCAGUAACGAAGUUAAAUUGACGGCAUUUUGAUAUUAAACUAUCAUUAUAAUUCACUCGCUGUAUAUAAAAACGAAAUUGAAUUCAAAUAAUAUACUCAUUCACACGUUAAAUGAUUUUUAAAAUUGGCUGCAGCUCUUGUACUGUAGAUCCGUUCCACGGGGUUUAUUCACAGUUUAUACUUAUACAGUUACUAUAAUAUAUUUAAACAAAAAUGUGCGAACUCGAGCAGAGCAAAAUUUUAAAUGCAUUUCAGACUCUUUCCCAGGAAUCUAAAGAACUUUAUAUACCAACCGAAAUUAUCGAAAUCGAGGAGGCAAUAUCACCAUUAGAUUUUUAUAGAAAUUACGUAUCAAAAAACAUACCCGUAGUCAUCAGGGGCGGAAUAAAACAUUGGAAAGCUUUAGACAAAUGGUCCAUACCGUAUUUCAAGGAAAAACUAGCAAAUAAAUUAGUAACUGUGGCAGUAACACCAAAUGGUUAUGCCGACGCUAUUGCUAAAGAAAAAACACUGCAUGGUACAAAUGAUAAAGAAGUUUUUGUUAUGCCAGAGGAAAGGCAAAUGACCAUGAACGAUUUUCUAGAAAAAUUAGAAAAUCCACGCAAUGACAGCAUAUUUUAUAUACAAAAACAAAAUUCGAAUUUCGAAGAUUUCUUUGAACUUUGGAAAGACGUUGACAGCAAUAUAAAAUGGGCUACGGAAGCUUUUAAUACAAAACCAGACGCUAUCAAUUUUUGGAUGGGAGAUGAAAGAGCUAUCACAUCAAUGCACAAAGACCCAUAUGAAAAUAUAUACUGCGUGAUUUCUGGAGAAAAAGAAUUCAUUUUACAUCCACCGACCGAUCUACCAUGGAUUCCUUACAAAAAUUAUCCUUGCGCCAUUUAUAAAGAAGUUGAACCAGGAAAAUGGAUUACUAAGCCAAUUAAUUCCUCAGUCAUUUUUACACAAACGAAUGAAUCGGGAAAAUCGCAAAGUGAUGCUAGAACAGAAAAUGAUACAGAUACACUGUCUUGGAUUGCUGUUGAUCCAUUAAGUCCUGAUUAUAAAAAGUACCCAAGGUAUAAAAAAGCCAAUAGAAUAAGUGUUAAAGUGAGUAAAGGUGACAUUCUUUAUUUACCUUCACUGUGGUUUCAUCAUGUAAAACAAUCGCAUGCUUGCAUUGCUGUAAAUUAUUGGUAUGACAUGGAGUACGACAUAAAAUAUGCUUAUUAUAAGACUCUGGAAACAUUAUGUAAAUAAUACAAAUAAGACAGUCUUCGCCUUAAAAAUGAAUAUUUUUGUACAUACUUUUGCACUCAUACAAUUGGAAAACAUGUAUAUUUUCAAAAGUUAUGUAAUAACUUAAAUAAAAAAAAAUAAACUAA
Molecule: messenger RNA, 1441 nt
Organism: Nasonia vitripennis (jewel wasp)
Lineage: Eukaryota; Metazoa; Arthropoda; Insecta; Hymenoptera; Pteromalidae
Gene: JMJD7
Product: bifunctional peptidase and (3S)-lysyl hydroxylase Jmjd7
Exons: 4
Coding region: 291-1316 (341 amino acids)
Molecular function (GO): 2-oxoglutarate-dependent dioxygenase activity
Source: RefSeq, a predicted model, not a curated record